AUGUGCGACGGUAAUCUUCUGUGGAUGUUCACGCGUGCCCAGCGCAUGUGCGACGUUGUCCAGCAGAACCCCUCUUCUUCUUGGUUCUUUCCGAUCGCUCGCACGAUGGAAGGCUCUGAUGCGGAUCUGUGGAAGGACGGACUGUUCCGGGCAAAGACGAGCCGUUACCUGUGCUACACGCGCCUCCGCCCUCACAACAAUGGUUACCCAAGUAACGUGCUGGCCGAUCUGAAGCUCCUCGGAGAGAAGGAGACGCUGCCCCAAGGAUUCUUUGCCUUGUCCGAGACGCUGGAUACAAAUGAGCCGGCGCUGAAGAAGAAGCGACUGUGCGUCCAGCUCAUCCCUCGCGAGUCCACGGAGGCGGCCAUCACGGACAUCAUCGUUAGCGGCAAGCCCAAGCAGAUCCCGUCACAGUACACCUUCAUCGGGGAGACCAACGGAAUGCGGAUCUGGUACCGCAUGGGCCGGGUUCCCAAGGUCGUCCCGGCUCCCGCGAGGAAGGAGGCGGCCAUGGGGACGACGAUCGACGGCGCAGCGGCGACGGCAUCGGCGGCACUCCAACAGCAGUCGACACCUCACCCCAACCUGCCACAUCAAAAGUCUCUGACCCUGCCGUCGAGUUUCAAGAAGGGUCUCCCCCUGUCCAUGGGGCACACUCAGCGCAACGGUGCGGACAACAUCUACGGCAUAACCGCGAUAGACGGGGUCCCGUUUGUCCUGAGCGAGAAGUACGACACAGCCUCCAGAAACGCUCACGGGAUGGACAUAUCGUCCAUCAUCAUAAAGUCCAUCAUCGACAUCGAGAAUGAAUACGAGUACAGCUUCGUGACGGAACGGAACGCGGUUUCCCAGUCGCCUGCAGCCUGCAGCUGAGGGUCACCCACGACUCCCGCCGACGGCACGCGGCCUCCGACCAAACCCGCCGGCGAAGCCUCGUCGCAGCAGAAGGAAGUCGCCCGCCUCGUCAUCCCAGGCGCAGCGACGUUUCCACUCCCCCGUCGUUCCUUUCGCCCGAUU
Lethenteron reissneri (Far Eastern brook lamprey) is the source of this 1017-nucleotide messenger RNA. RefSeq names its product multivesicular body subunit 12B-like. The record is from RefSeq and is a predicted model, not a curated record. Gene Ontology annotation, biological process: virus maturation; regulation of epidermal growth factor receptor signaling pathway; viral budding. Gene Ontology annotation, cellular component: late endosome; ESCRT I complex. NCBI's taxonomy places the organism in Eukaryota, Metazoa, Chordata, Hyperoartia, Petromyzontiformes, Petromyzontidae.